CCACUAAAAGUACACUUUACCUUACCCAUAUUUCAAAACCUCCCAUCACUUGUAUUACUUCACACCUUCAUUCUCUUCAUUCACAAAUCAUCAAUAAUAACAUAACCACCCUACCCUUUCUACCAUUAAUGCUUCAUUUUUUUCAUUCUUCCUUUUUUACCCCUCCACCUUCGUUACACUGAAAAAAAUCACCAACAAAACAUUCAACAAAUUCAAAUGUUUCUUCUCACAACUAAACUAGAUACAUGUUUUUCAUCAUGACCCACAUGGAUUUUCUCAAGAAAUUCAAACGCUUUAACCCUCUAGAACCUUCUUUAACUAUUGUUGGAUUCUUUUUCGCUGCUAUUCUCUUCAUUACUUGCUUUUUUUAUAUUGAUUACAACGCUUUACUUCGCUCUCAUGGAAAAUCUCUUUUUUCCUUUCAUUUUUCUUCUCUAUCUUCUUCUAUUCAGUUUUUGAGUCAACAAGGUGAUAACUGUGAUGUCUUUGAUGGAAAUUGGGUUUGGGAUGACACAUACCCACUUUAUCAUUCCUCAAAUUGUUCAUUCUUGGAUCAAGGUUUUCGUUGCUCUGAGAAUGGUAGACCUGAUAGUUUCUACACUAAGUGGAGAUGGCAACCUAAAGAUUGCAACUUGCCAAGAUUUGAUGCAAGGAAGAUGCUGGAAAAUUUACGAAACAAGCGGUUAGUUUUUGUUGGCGAUUCGAUUGGAAGGAACCAAUGGGAAUCGCUGCUUUGUAUGUUAUCUUCUGUCGUUACGAACAAGAGUUCUGUCUAUGAGGUUAACGGAAAUCCAAUUACAAAGCACACAGGCUUCUUGGCGUUUAAGUUUGACGAUUUCAACUGUACCGUUGAAUACUACAGGUCUCCAUUUUUAGUAGUGCAGGGACGGCCUCCUCCCGGGGCGCCUGGACAGGUGAGAUUGACUUUGAGAGUGGAUCGUAUGGACUGGAAUUCUCAUCGGUGGAGAGGUGCAGAUGUGUUGGUGCUCAAUGCUGGACAUUGGUGGAAUUACGAAAAAACUAUCAAAACGGGUUGUUACUUCCAAAUAGGGGAGGAAGUGAAGAUGAAUAUGUCUACAGAAGAUGCAUUCAGAAGAUCAGUCGAGACAGUAGUUGAUUGGAUCACCCGUGAAUUAAACAGGAACAAAACAUACGUCCUUUUCCGAACCUACGCUCCUGUGCAUUUCAGGGGUGGUGACUGGAAUACCGGUGGUGGUUGUCACAUGGAAACGCUGCCCGAUUUAGGCUCCUUGCCUGUACUCUCCGACGUUCAUUUCAGUACUGUAACUGAUGUUUUGUCAGAACACGUGCGUAAAUCAAAUGUUCUGAAUGUGGACUUACUUAAUGUCACCCAAAUGUCAGUACGCAGGAAAGACGGCCAUAUGUCUAUUUACUAUCUCGGGCAAGACCAUACAGCCGCUAUGCAGCGGCAAGACUGUAGCCAUUGGUGCCUCCCAGGCGUUCCUGAUUCAUGGAACGAGAUUCUUUAUGCUCUUCUUCUCAAGAAGGAGGGUUUUUCGAAGCAAAAUACAACAAAUGUUUCUCAAAUUUUGAUAUAAAAUAGUCUAUACAGUUUGCAGAGAAUCACAUAUAUACAAAUCUUUGCCAACCCUUCAUCAUUGGUGAAUGACAAGAAGCUGGAAGCUAAAUUUUCCAUCUUUGUGGUCAUUUUCACUAAUUGGCGCAUCUAAUUAUGUUAGUUAUUACAAAGCAAAGAAAUUAACAUGUUUGGUAUAAGAAACAUGUCUUCUGUUUCUAUUUUCUAGUUUUACUAGUAAUUAUAAACAUAUCAUCUUAAUUCACCUUAAUUAUUAAUUUUUGAAGAUUUGUACAUCAUAAACUAUACAAAGUAGCUUCUUUUUUUGUUUUCUUGUACAAAUCUUUGAAAAUAUAAAUAAAGUGAAAAUAAGAUAGUGUUUAUGAUUAUUAGUUAAAAUUGAAAAUACAAACAUAAUAUUUCUUCUUAAAAUGAACAUGCUUGUUGACAUGAUUUCAUGCAAAAUGAUUGCUUUGACCCUCUUUGUAGUGGUCUGCCAUUUUAGAUGAACUUUCCUGAUGGGAACAUAAUGUGUGAAUGGUGAAUUUGAGGGAUAGAUAGCUUAUAGAAAAAUAAUUAAUAUUCAAAGAUACAAACUUGGUUGUAUCAGAAGGCAUGUAGCAUUUGCUUUUUGUUGGUAAAUCUCAAGUGACAUUGGUCUUCAAAAGAUUAGUGGAAGGUGUGCUAAGUUCUUGCUGUUACAUUUUGUACAUAGUACUAUAUAUUAAAAGAGAUUUUUUUGUGGUAA
Molecule: messenger RNA, 2285 nt
Organism: Cicer arietinum (chickpea)
Lineage: Eukaryota; Viridiplantae; Streptophyta; Magnoliopsida; Fabales; Fabaceae
Product: protein trichome birefringence-like 10
Cellular component (GO): Golgi apparatus
Molecular function (GO): O-acetyltransferase activity
Source: RefSeq, a predicted model, not a curated record